This is a messenger RNA of Episyrphus balteatus (marmalade hoverfly), 1020 nucleotides long. RefSeq lists its product as uncharacterized. Bases 69 to 965 code for a protein of 298 amino acids. The transcript has 5 exons. NCBI's taxonomy places the organism in Eukaryota, Metazoa, Arthropoda, Insecta, Diptera, Syrphidae. The record is from RefSeq and is a predicted model, not a curated record.
UUUUAGUUUAUCUCAUUCUUAGCGUGGUUAGCAUCGGCAGCGGCACAUGAUAUCGCAUUGUCAUAAAAAUGUCCGAACAUUUUGAAAAUAGUGAAAUUACAAAAAUAUUAGAAACUCAAAAUAAAGAUACAGAAAAGCUAUUGAGUUUUCUAAAAGAACAAAAUAUUCUUGGAGUUUAUCGAUAUCUUAAAGAUGUCAACAUUACAUAUCGAAGUCUUCCCUACUUAUCUAAAGAUGAUCUUAUGGAAAUACGUCAUACAGGUUUAAGGGCAGAAUUUCGAGAAAAACUUUUCAGAUGGAGAAGAAGAAAUCAAAAUUCUAAAGAAGAAACUCAAUCUAAUGAGUCACCAGUAGUCGUUUGGAUGCAAGAAGGUGACAAACAUCAAAAUGAGUCUAAUAAUCGCCAAAAUGGAUAUGCACACAGUCAAAGUGCUUCUGAAUAUAGUCAAGAUGAAACUCUUUACAGUCAGGAUAGUAUUUUCUAUAAGAAUCAAACCAAAGACCAAAGUCGCUAUAGCAUGGGCUACAAAAAUUCUUCAUCAGAGUUUCGAAAUAUCGUGAAUGUUACAAAUAUAGUUAAUCAAAGUAUUAAAGGUAGAAUGAUACUAGCAAGUUAUAAUCAAACAGAAUUACUCAACGAUAAGCAAAGAGAUGAUUUAAUUAAUAUCAUUUUAGAAGUUGUAUUUUUUACCAAAACAAUUUUAAUACCAAAAUAUUUUCAUGAUAUUCUUGAACAAAUUGUUGAAGUAUUUCCAACAGAAAUGGAAUACAGGUAUUACUACUAUUUACCAAGAACUAAGAAUAAAAAUCCUCGAGGCCGCUUAUAUGACAAGUAUAAAAACACUCGUGCAAAACUUAAGAAACAAAAAGAGGACGAACAAAAAGAAACCGAAGUUUAUUUGGAUUUGGUGAAAAGAGAAUAUUUGGAUGAACUUGAUGAUGAUCAUGUUUUAAAAAACAACUGACGAAGUAUACAAUGUCUCGAUAUUUUUGUAUUUUAUUUUUUGUAGUAAUAAAAUA